AUAAUCUGGAAAGGCCCGGGCAUUGAGGGGUAAUAAACAUUCCAAAGCUCCUGCUACAGAUAAAAGAGGGUGGAAGCUCUGCAGAGAGGGAGACUGGACAAGGACUCACACCCCUCACAUCGAAGCUGAUUUCUUCCAACUCGAAGAAAAGCUUUAAGCCUGGAUCUGUGCUCCAGACAAGAGAAUACUUUAGAUAUGGCCUCAGGGAUCAACAUGACAGGGCCAGUGUGCCUCGUUGAGAACACCAAGGGGCAACUGAGUGUUGGUGGAGAAGCUUUGGAGAUCCUGUCUGGCAUCACGCAGCCCGUGGUGGUGGUGGCUAUCGUGGGCCUCUACCGCACGGGCAAAUCCUACCUGAUGAACAAGCUGGCUGGGAAGAAGAAGGGCUUCCCUCUGGGCUCCACGGUGAGGUCUGAAACCAAAGGCAUCUGGAUGUGGUGUGUCCCCCACCCCUCCAAGCCGGACCACACCCUGGUCCUUCUGGACACUGAGGGUCUGGGUGAUGUGGAAAAGGGUGACCCUAUGAAUGACUCAUGGAUCUUUGCCCUGGCUGUGCUUCUGUGCAGCACCUUGGUCUACAAUAGCAUGAACACCAUCAACAACCAGGCCCUGGAGCAGCUGCACUACGUGACAGAGCUGACAGAGCUAAUCAGGGCAGAGUCCCGCCUAGAACCUGAUGAUAUGGACAACGCCACGGAGUUUGUAAGUUUCUUCCCAGACUUUGUUUGGGCCGUGAGAGAUUUCACCCUGGCUCUGGAGUUGGAUGGACACCCAGUCACUGAAGAUGUGUACCUGGAGAAUGCAUUGAAGCUGAUUCCAGGUGACAAUCCCCACAUACAAAGUUCUAACAAGACCAGAGAGUGUAUCAGGUGUUUCUUUCCACGAAGGAAGUGCUUUGUCUUUAACUGGCCAACGAAUGACAGAAACCUCUUACAUCAUAUGGAAGACAUACAAGAAGACCAGCUAGAUUGUGACUUCCAGAAGCAAUCCAAAAAUUUCUGUUCAUAUGUCUUCACUCACGCAAGAACCAAGAAACUGAGAGAGGGAAUCGUUGUCACUGGAAACCGGCUGGGGACGCUGGUGGUGACCUACGUGGAUGCCAUCAACAGCGGAGCAGUGCCUUGUCUGGAGAAUGCAGUGACAACGCUGGCCCAGCGUGAGAACGCAGCAGCUGUGCAGAGGGCAGCCGACCACUACAGCCAGCAGAUGGCGCAGCGAGCGCGGCUCCCCACGGACACGCUCCAGGAGCUGCUGGACGCGCACGCGGCCUGCGAGAGGGAGGCCCUUGCCGUCUUCAUGGAGCACUCCUUCAAGGACAAGCAUCAGGAGUUUCAGAAGAAGCUUUUGGAACUAAUGGAAGAAAAGAAGGAAGAUUUCUUGCAGCAGAAUGAAGAGGCAUCUGAGAAAUACUGCAAGGCUGAGCUUGAGAGGCUUUCAGAGCCCCUGAGGAAAAGCGUUUUGAGAGGAACUUUCUUCGUCCCUAAAGGGCAUGAGCUUUACUUAGAAGCAAGAGAAAGGAUUGAAUGGGACUAUGAGCUACUGCCCAGGAAAGGAAUUAAGGCAAACGAGGUUCUCCAGAGCUUCCUGCAGCAGCAGGUGGUUACAGAAGAAUCCAUCCUGCAGGCAGACAAAGCCCUCACCACUGGAGAGAAGGCCAUAGCAGAGGAACGUGCUAAGAAGGAGGAGGCUGAGAAGGAAGUGUUGGUGCAAAGACAGAAACAGGAGGAGCUGGAGCAGAAGAGGCAGGCUCAGGAGAGAAACUACGCAGAACACAUAGCCCAGCUGGAGAAGAAGAUCAAGAAGGAGAAAAAAGACUGUAAGAGAGAUUAUGAAAAGAUGCUGGAGCAGCAGCUGAAGGUUCAACAAUAUUUGCUUAUGGAAGGACAUAAAAAGAAGUCUGAAGAGAAGACUAAAGUGAUAGAGCAACUAAAAGAGAAAACUCAACCUUCUAAAAAUGAAAACAUGUUCCCAGGUGUGAUAGAUAAAGCUCUCCAACGUUUUAUCCAGUACUUAGUAAUGAGAGGAAUUCAUAAAGGGUGGGACCAUCUCAAAUCCAGUUUUAAUUAGUGUGAGAAUUCCUGGUAAGGUAACCAUAAAUGAAGUUUCUUUUGUUUUAGUAGUAUACCACAGUGACUCAUUUUUACAGUAUCCAUGUCACAGCAGUUCCCUCGGAGAAAAGAUUAAAAUGAGAAAUCAGUUAUCUAAAGAACAAAACUAGAACCCUAACUCUCCUCACAAUCAAAAUUCAAAUAAGCCAGCUGGACUUACACCUUUCAUCCUAGCACUCUAGGAGGCAGAAGAGGGUAUAUUGCUUGACCUCAGAAGUUUUAGACCAGCCUAAGCAAGAGCCAGACCAUGUUUCUACCAAAAAUAGAAAAACUGAGAUGGGAAUAUCACUUGAGCCCAGGUGUUCCAAAUUCCUGUGACCUAUGAUGAUGCCACAGCACUCUACCCAGGAUGAAAGAGUAAGACUCUGUCUCAAUGGGAAAGAAAAAGAAAAGGAAAGGAAAGGAAAAGAAAAUUCAGAGAAAAAUGGAUUAAAGACUUAAAUAUAAAACUCAAUACUAUGAAAAUACGAAUAGAAAACCCUGGACAAGUGCUCUAGGACAUAGUAUGGGCAACAAUACCCCAUAAGCACAAGCAACCCAAGAAAAAUUGGACAAAUGGGUCACAUCAUCAACAAGCAUCUGCACAGCAAAGAAAACAAUAACAGUGUGAAGAGACAACUGCAGAAUGGGACAGAACAUUUGCAAAUUACCCAUCUGACAAGGCUUUAAAAACUAGAAUAUAUGUAUAAGAAGCUCAAAAAACUCAAUAAGAAAAACAUCCAAUAAUCCAAUUAAAAGUGGGUAAAAAUCUGAAUGGAAAUUUCUCAAAAGAAGUCUGACUAAGGAUGAAUGGGACUAUAAAAAAACUCGACAUCAUUAGUCAAGAGAAAUGCAAAUCAAAUGACAUUUCAUUUGAUACAAUGAAAUAUCAUCUCACCUAGUUACAAUUGCCUUUACCUAAGAGACAGGGAAUAGCGAGUGCUGGGAAAGAUGCAGAGACGGAGAACCCUCCUGCACUGUCAGUGGUGUGUACGCUGGUGCUACCACCAUGGACAACAGUAUGGAGGGUCCUCAGAAAACAAAACAUAGAACUACCACAUGACUCAGCAAUCUCACUGCUAGUUAUAGAUCCAAAAGAAAGAAAGUCAGUAGUCAAGAAUGUAUCUGCACCACCAUGUUUAUUGCAGUACUAUUCACAAUAGCUAAGAUUUGGAAUCAACCUGAGAGUCCCUCAACUGAUCACCAGAUAAAAAAAAUGUGGUACACAGUGGAAUAUUAUUUAGGUAUAAAAAGAGUGAAAUCCUAUCAUUUGCAGCAAUUUGGGUAGAACUGGAGACCAUUAUAUUAAGUAAAAUAAACCAAGCACAGAAAGACAAAUCUCACAUGUUCUCAUUCAUACGUGAGAGUUAAAUAUUAAAACAAUUGAUCUCAGGGAUACAGAGGAGUAGAGUGAUGGUUACCAGAGGCUGGAAAAGGCCGUGAGGAGGGGUAGGAUGAAGUGGGGAUGGUUAGUGGUUAUAAAAAUAUGGUUAAAUAGAAUGAGCAAUAAUCAAUAGCAUAACAAAGUGACUACAGUCAACAGUAUAUCAGGGAAUACUUUGAAAAAGAGUGGAACUGUAAUGUUUCUAACUCAAAGAAAUGAUAAAAUCUUGAGGUUAUUUGAAACCCCAAUUGCCCCAAUUUGAUUAUGAUACAUCAUAGGUGUGAAUCAAAAUAUCACACAAAAGGAUUAGCAACUAUUUUGUACAUGUAAUAAUAAAAAAUUAUUAAAAGCAAUUACCAAAGAACAGCAGACCCCUGACAGACACAUACAAUAAAAAAACUGAAUUUUGAUAGAAUUGUUUCAUUCAAAGAGAUGUGAACAAAAUUAGAAGAUAAGGAUACUAAGGGAAAGGUUUAAAUAAAGUGAAAAGAAAAACAGCAAGACGAAGAAAACAUUUCCAAUUCAUGUUAUGGUUGCAGUGGUUAUUUAACUUAUAGGAGGUUCUUAUAAAUCAGUGAGAAGUAUGCAGUGACUUUGUUUGUUAAAUAGCAGAAUGAUGAGAAUAACAGUGUUGAAUUUUACUGUAAUAAAUGAUGU
Nycticebus coucang (slow loris) is the source of this 4128-nucleotide messenger RNA. Its product is annotated as guanylate-binding protein 7-like. Gene Ontology annotation, molecular function: GTP binding; GTPase activity. Gene Ontology annotation, biological process: defense response to Gram-positive bacterium; defense response to protozoan. The transcript has 11 exons. The record is from RefSeq and is a predicted model, not a curated record. The coding region runs from base 196 to 2067 and encodes 623 amino acids. Lineage: Eukaryota; Metazoa; Chordata; Mammalia; Primates; Lorisidae.